This is a messenger RNA of Tuber aestivum (summer truffle), 3090 nucleotides long. Lineage: Eukaryota; Fungi; Ascomycota; Pezizomycetes; Pezizales; Tuberaceae. The record is from the annotation of a GenBank genome assembly.
GCAGUAUCACCUGUGAUCUUUCGCCUUUUGUUGUGCUCAAUAGGUAUUAUACAUCUAUUCUAAAACAUAACAUAUAUCACGAUCUAAACCUAACCCCGAUAGUUUGCAAAAUGGCAGCAAACGAAAACCUAACCAGGGCAACCGCUACCAUCCAGCACUCACCAACGCUACGGCAUGUGUCGGCGCUCCCGCCACAGGGUGGAUCCAGCAGACGAAGCCCUGUUGAAUCUGGUAUCCCAAACAUCCUAAAGACUCCUGAGGCCUCGCACGAAAUUCUACCUCUCCUUCAGCGCCGGCCUACAGUCCAAUCCGCUGUGACCACCAAGGUAGAGCGUUUAGUUCGCCGUGCCGGUCAAAGCCGCCGAGGAGAGCCCAAGCCUGCAACCCAAACGGCCGGAGUAGAAGGCCUUGGACAGCGAGCGGAAGAGGGAUCUCCGGUUCAUAGAAAAGAAAUCAAGGACAUCAAACCAAAUUGCGAGGACGUCCUUAAAGCCAUUUGCCCUCAUUACAGAUCGGCCUCUAGUUUAACCAGCCCUGACACAACUACCGGUAGUGGGCGCUUCCCCGUGUUUGACGACCUCAGCGCCUAUCUGGUAACGGAAGCUCAGGCGACGAGACUGCUCAGGCUAGAGAUCGAGAGACUCGUAGAGGUUGUCAAAGAACCAAGCGAAGCACUAAGGUUCUCUGACGCACAAAUUCUCAAAGCGGGAUUUCAGGCAGGGCACCAAAAGCUUUCUACCCUUUCUCAAUUUCUGUUGGAUACCAUUCACAUCUGUUCCCUCGAUAACGAUGCUGUCACCAUGAAGUGUAACAACGGCCGGUUUGUCAGCAGACGCAAAAUCAACAAGUGCUUGCGUUCGCUCAGUCAUCAGCCUUCAGUUACGGGGGAUUGGAACGAGGCACAGAACGAAGCCGCAGGUUUAGCUUCCUGGGGUCCUAGUGGCAGCGAUCUGGGCACGAUUUAUAGCUUAAUCGAUUACGUGACUGCCGUACUAGCAAGAUUGCUGACGCAGUCUGCGUACGGCGACUAUUGGCAUAACAACACGUUGGGUGUGCUUGCGAAAUGGGUAGUAAAGGCUAAAAUCUUACUGCGAGACCUUCCCACAUGUUCCUCAAUUGCUCUGGCGAACAUGGGAAGUAUGCUUAAUCGGACUGAAAGAUUGAGGGACGGUUAUUUCAAGGGGGAUGGAGGCGAGGACCGUGAGGAUGGUGAGGAUAGUGAGGAUAGUGAGGAUAGCGAGGAUGGUGAGGAUGAAUAUGAGGGCGAGGGUCUUUGGAACGAGAAGCUUCGGAAACUCUCUGAAACCGCCGCCAUAAGAGAACACUGCCGUCACCAGAGAGCCUUGCGCAGAGUGAUAGAGACGGGUUUGAGCUAUAUAUUCGCGUCUUUGCGGUGUCUAAACUGCUCAGGACUUCCUCUGACUUCAUACGAUGUUUGUGCCAUAGUAUAUGAGACAGGAUUCGAAGGAUUCAAGGUAUGUAUGGUGAGCCCAUACUAUGAAAGUGGAUUUGAAAAUCUCACGAGUAUCUAGGCUUUACUUUUCCAAGACCGUGACCACCAGUUCUCGGCGACCUCGGACCUCGAUAACCUCAACAUUGCUCAUUCAGCCUUCGGUAUCUUAAAUCAGAGUUUACGCGGUCUCGAGCAGCAUAGCCCCCCCCCCCCGGAACGCGGCGCAAAAACGGAGGACCCCUACGCGACAGUUGAAUGGAGGUAUUAUGAGGACGAAAAGUGUGACCAUCAAGAACCUGCUCUGUCUGAGGUGAAACUUUCCAAUAUGGAAGAAAUUAUUACUGUCAUGGUUCCCCUUGCCGCCACGACUCCAGUUUUCUUAGCAAACUUGAAUAACUUCAAAGGCACCAUUUACCUUAACGGGAAUAUUGGGGAUGAAGUUCGUCCUUAUGCAGAAAGCAAAUUCGAUGCAUUCUUCCAUAUGUUCACCAAAGAUCUCAAGGAUAACAGUUCUCACGGAGAUGCGCUGCAGCUGUCACAGGCAGUCGGCAACAAUCUGUUUUCAAGGAAUGCUCUGUUUUACGGACGGCGUUAUGACAAUAGGCUUGAAAGGACAGCUACCGAAGAGGCCUCCAGCAAACGCUUGCAGAAGCUUGCUGAGGAUAUGGGGGAAUGGAUAUAUGAAGAAAACUCUGUGAUUGUAAACUGCCCGAAUUAUGUGUUGAUCGUCCUUCUCGCAGCGGCAAUCCUAGUUUUAAGUGGGCUCGCUAUAGGCUUCACCGUCCAGACUCGCCUAAAGGGUGUGGACCCCUUCAAUAUAGCAACAUAUUUGUGGGUAAUUGCCGCGUUUUUUGUACUUGUUUGCAAGAGCCUGAGAGUCGAAGCGUGGUCCUGGAGAGAUUUUCUGCUACGCCGAGUCCGCUGUCGAUGUGUCACGGAAUUGGGAACUGUCACAGGAAUCGACGGCCAACUCAUCAUGGCCAACCUCUUACAUGACGAGAGCGGAACAAACUUGGUUACCCGAGGACCAUAUAAUGCCGUAUUUAAACGAAAAUCGCAGGAUGGAUCAGGCUUCUCUAUUGAUCACCCGUUGAGCACCCAUACCAUGUUGCGCAGUGGUUUGACCCUGCUAAAAGUCAUGACGCCGACAGGGCAUGCGCUUGUCUGCCUGGAUGGACGACGGGGGACGGAUCUCAAGGUUGUCGAGCACAGAAAGUUGGAUGAUAAGGAACAUCUGGUGUGCGAGGAUAUUACACGGCCACAGUUGCAGACACUGGGGCAGACUUCACAACAAUUGCGGCUACCAUUGCAGAAGUCAAAAACCCUAAAAUGGAGGAAGGUGCAAGGCGUCUACGCUAAUUUGGAUACUGUUUUUGUAUAAUAUAAGAGCUAUGUACGCAAGCCAACCUGAGGCCGCUGCGAGAAAUUUAAGGUCCCCCCCUUCAUUAUUUAUCUGAAUUUCACUUUUCCGCACGUUGGCACACUUGUCUCCUAAACCGGGGGUGAAUCUGGCCCUGUCAACGAAUUCCUUCUUGUAUGAGUGUAUUAGGCACUGCAGUUUUCACAUGCCUAGUCGAGUAUGAAAUGAGCAGAAUGAAGAUAAAAAGAGCCCGGAAGUAGCCCCAUAGACUGUAAGA